CUCAGAACACACACACUGACACCUAUAUAUAAACACCUCAAAACCCUAGCCCUCAUUUCCGUUUCACCCACCAGCGGCGCAGAUCCCCUUCUCCGCCACCCAAUUCCGAAAUGACGACUCAUCUGAGGAAGAAUCGCAAGAAGCGCGGCCACGUCAGCGCCGGUCACGGUCGUAUCGGAAAGCACCGCAAGCAUCCCGGAGGUCGGGGUAACGCCGGAGGUAUGCACCACCACCGGAUCCUGUUCGACAAGUACCAUCCCGGAUACUUCGGGAAGGUCGGUAUGCGUUACUUCCACAAGCUCCGCAACCAGUUCUUCUGCCCCACAAUCAACGUCGACAAGCUCUGGUCGAUGGUCCCGCAGGAGGUGAAGGACAAGGCGACCAAGGACAACGCGCCGCUCAUCGACGUCACGCAGUUUGGUUACUUCAAGGUUUUGGGCAAGGGUUUGCUGCCCGCCGGUCAGCCCGUCGUGGUGAAGGCGAAGCUCAUCUCGAAGACUGCUGAGAAGAAGAUCAAGGAGGCUGGCGGCGCUGUCGUGCUCACUGCUUGAUUAGGUUUUUUUUUUUUUUUUUUGUUUUUGAUUUACUGCAAUAUUGACUUAUAUUUAUUGCUGGACGUAUUUUUGUUGAAGUGAUCUUGACAUAAUUUUGUUCGAGUGAUUUAAAUUGCUAUAGAUCCAACUUUUGAUUGAU
This is a messenger RNA of Erythranthe guttata (spotted monkey flower), 693 nucleotides long. RefSeq names its product large ribosomal subunit protein uL15x. Gene Ontology annotation, cellular component: cytosolic large ribosomal subunit; ribosome. Gene Ontology annotation, molecular function: structural constituent of ribosome. Gene Ontology annotation, biological process: translation. NCBI's taxonomy places the organism in Eukaryota, Viridiplantae, Streptophyta, Magnoliopsida, Lamiales, Phrymaceae. The record is from RefSeq and is a predicted model, not a curated record.